Molecule: messenger RNA, 1266 nt
Organism: Ruditapes philippinarum (Manila clam)
Lineage: Eukaryota; Metazoa; Mollusca; Bivalvia; Venerida; Veneridae
Product: endoglucanase A-like
Exons: 8
Coding region: 128-1189 (353 amino acids)
Biological process (GO): carbohydrate metabolic process
Molecular function (GO): hydrolase activity, hydrolyzing O-glycosyl compounds
Source: RefSeq, a predicted model, not a curated record
UUGGUUUACUAUUUCAGCUGGUGACUGGGUAAAAUUCAAUCUUCCAAUCUCGUCUGCUGUAGCCGUAUUGGGCUGGGGUCUUGUGCAAUGGGAGGAUGCCUACAAAACAGCUGGGCAGUUUGACGCAAUGCUAGACUGUAUUAAAUGGCCUCUUGAUUUUUUCCUGAAAUGUUGGAGAAAAAAUGACAACGAGUUAUAUGGGCAGGUUGGUAACGGUGGUAUUGACCACUCUAAAAUGAUGAGACCAGAGGAUAUGACAGCAUCAAACAUGCAGCGACCAGCAUACAAGGUGACCUCAGCUCGAGGAGGAAGUGAUCUGGCAGGCAGUAUGGUUGUGGCUUUUGCAGUUGGUUCUAUGGCAUUUAAGAAUAAAGACCCUGACUACUCCGCAAAACUUCUUGACGCUGCCGAGUCAUUGUAUGUGUUUGCUGAUAAAUACAGGGAAAAAUACACAGCAGAAAUAAGCGACGCUGGCAAUUUUUAUAGUUCGAGCAGUUACGAAGACGAAUUGGUUUAUGCUGCCGCCAUGUUGUACAAAGCGACCAACAAAGCUUCAUACUUAACUGACGCGGAGCAGAAAUACAACCAAUUCAAUUUUGAUGGCAAAACACCUUGGGCCUUCGAUUGGGACGAUAAAACAAUUGCAACAAAAGUGCUUUUAUACGAAGCAACGGGCAAAACUACGUACAAACAAGGUAUACAGAACUUUUUAAACAGCUACAGUCCGCAAGGAAACGUGCAGUACACCCCUGGUGGACUUGCUUGGCGGUCAAAAUGGGGUUCUCUGCGAUAUACAGCAAACGUAGCGUUCAUCGCACUUAUGGCGGCUGAUCUCGGGAUAGAUGCGGAGGCUAAUAAGAACUGGGCUAAAGGACAGAUUGAUUACAUGCUUGGUGAUAAUCCAAGAAGCUCUAGUUACGUUGUUGGUUUUGGAAACAAUCCACCAAAGCAACCCCACCAUAAAUCCAGCACGUGCCAGCCGAAACCUGCAGCUUGUGAUUGGGGUGUAUUUUCUGACACUAGUAAGGCUAAUGCUUUUGUCUUGUAUGGUGCACUUGUGGGAGGACCAGAUGCCUCAGAUAAUUACAAGGAUGUGAGAACUGACUACAUCAUGGCGGAAGUGACGUGUGACUAUAACGCAGGCUUCCAGUCUGCUGUUGCUGGAUUGGUUCAUUUUAAAAACAAGUGAAGUGAAAGUGCAAUACAGAAAACAAAUUUCUAGAAUUAUGUCAUAAUAUGUCUCAAUAAAAUAUGCUGUACUGUAAA